AUGAUAUGUUGCAAAAUCAAGGCCCUUCGUGCCAAAACGAACACUUACAUCAAGACCCCCGUGCGAGGCGAGGAACCGGUGUUCGUGGUGACUGGCCGUAAGGAAGACGUCGCUAAAGCCAAGAGGGAGAUCCUGUCGGCGGCGGAACACUUUUCGCAAAUCAGGGCGUCUCGCAAGAACAACCUGGCGGGCCUCGGCUCUGGCGCCAGCACUCCUCCAGGACCUCCAGCCAACAUCCCCGGUCACGUUACAAUCCAAGUAAGGGUGCCGUACCGAGUGGUCGGGUUGGUAGUAGGACCGAAGGGCGCGACCAUUAAGAGGAUCCAGCAUCAGACUCACACCUACAUCGUGACGCCCAGUCGCGAUAAAGAGCCAGUUUUCGAGGUCACCGGAUUACCAGAGAGCGUCGAGUCCGCUCGCAGGGAGAUAGAAGCGCACAUAGCUAUGCGCACGGGCAACGGGACCUCCAUCAACGGCCUGCCCGGUCUAGGAGGUCUAGACGAGAACGAUUUGAUCGCCUCCCUGUACAAAUCCGGUCUCAGUUCCAUCCUGAACUACAUGGAGCCCUCCACGGAUACAUUUCCCACCAUGACGUCGUCGACGGGCAGCAGCGGAGCCUUCUCAAGCUCCGGCUCCUGCUCCAGUAGCUCCUCCAGCAGCGGCGGCCGCGACCUGGGCGCCAUCUGGAGCUCCAGCGAGCGCGACGAGGGUCUAGGCGAUUCCCCCAGCUUCGACACGUCCACGGCACUGUCCAAUAUCUGGUCCUAUCCCACGGUAUCGGCACCCUCGAGACCCUCACCGGCCAACAGCACCAGCCCAGCGGACUCGCUGCUCAGCUCGACCACCAAGUGUCUGGUGUGCACCGACGCCAAGGUGACGCACGCCCUGGUGCCGUGCGGCCACAACUUCUUCUGCAUGGAGUGCGCCAAUCGCGUGUGCGAGGGCAACGAGGCCCAGUGCCCAGUCUGCUCCCUGCCCGCCAUCCAGGCCAUCCGCAUCUACUCGCCCAACCCUUAA
Messenger RNA from Anoplophora glabripennis (Asian longhorned beetle), 1017 nucleotides. RefSeq names its product RNA-binding protein MEX3B (gene Mex-3). The coding region runs from base 1 to 1017 and encodes 338 amino acids. NCBI's taxonomy places the organism in Eukaryota, Metazoa, Arthropoda, Insecta, Coleoptera, Cerambycidae. The transcript has 2 exons. Gene Ontology annotation, molecular function: RNA binding. The record is from RefSeq and is a predicted model, not a curated record.